Molecule: messenger RNA, 1401 nt
Organism: Colletotrichum orchidophilum
Lineage: Eukaryota; Fungi; Ascomycota; Sordariomycetes; Glomerellales; Glomerellaceae
Exons: 3
Coding region: 1-1401 (466 amino acids)
Cellular component (GO): cytosol
Molecular function (GO): pyridoxal phosphate binding; transaminase activity
Source: RefSeq, a predicted model, not a curated record
AUGGGUUCCCUUGCACUUGUUGAUGAUCUUGUUCCAGCUGAGAACGCGCUCUUCUACCAGAGCGUAUACCCUUCCUCGGCUCCCACAGUUGAGUCAGCCGAUGGACUGUACUUCACUCUGAAAAAUGGUCAAAAGAUUCUUGACUCCACCGGCGGAGCAGCAGUCUCUGCCAUCGGUCAUGGUAACGAGAGAGUCAAGAGCGCCAUCAUCAAGCAGCUGAACAAGUUCACGUAUGCCCAUCCGGGUUACUUCCAGAACGAUCCAUCCCACGAGCUUGCCGACAUCUUGGUCAAAUCCACUGGAGGCCAGUUGUCGAGAGCGUGCCUUUUGGGCUCUGGCUCUGAGGCUGUUGAAGGCGCCAUGAAGCUUGCCCGCCAAUAUUUCCUUGAAAAAGACCCCAAGGCUCCCCGCACAAAGUUCAUCGCAAGAGAAAGCUCCUGGCAUGGAUGCACUUUGGGUACUUUGGCUGUUGGCGACUUGAAGGCCCGUAAGGAGCCCUUCAUGGACGUCCUGGCCGACAACGUCUCCCACGUAUCGGCUUGCCACCCCUACAGGGAUCUUCAAAGCGGCGAGUCGUCUGAAGAGUACGUGGAACGACUUGCUCUUGAGCUGGAAGGCGAAUUCCAGAGACUUGGCCCUGAGACUGUGUGCGCCUUCAUCAUCGAGCCUAUGGUUGGAACCGCCCUCGGCUGUGUAACAGCUUUGCCUGGAUAUCUUCAGGCCAUGAAAGACGUCUGCCACCGACACGGAGCUCUCAUCAUCUUUGACGAGGUGAUGUGCGGCCUCGGGCGAACCGGCUACAUGCACGCCUGGCAACACGACAACGUCGUCCCCGACAUCCAGGCCGUGGGCAAGGGUCUCGCAGCUGGAUACGGCACAAUCUCCGCCAUCCUCAUUCACGAACGCGUCAUCGAGGGCCUCAAGCAGGGCAGCGCCUCCUUCCAGCACGGACAGACGUACCAGUGCCACCCACUCAACGUCGUCGCCGCCGUCGAGGUGCAGCGCAUUAUCAAGGAGAAGCACCUCGUCCGCAACGCGCGUCUCAUGGGCAUCCUGUUUGGACACCUUUUGCGCCAGGCCUUCAAGGACCACCCCAAUGUCGGCGAUGUGCGCGGCCGCGGCAUGUUCUGGUGCAUCGAGUUCGUGGCGGACAAGACCACCAAGGCGCCGCUCGAUCCCUCGUUGAACCUUGCUCGUCGGAUGCGUCUGCGCGGACUCGAGAAGGGCUAUGAUGUGUGCCUCUUCUCGUCGACGGGAUGCGCCGACGGCUGGAACGGAGAUCACUUCCUCCUUGCCCCGCCCUUCACCGUCACCCCCACAGAUGUAGAGGAGAUUGUGCACCGCGCUACCCGUGUCGUAAACAGCGUCUUCGACGAGGUGAGAGCGAAAGGCCAAAUUUGA